This is a messenger RNA of Perca fluviatilis (European perch), 4572 nucleotides long. It is a transcript of the gene mad1l1, whose product is annotated as mitotic arrest deficient 1 like 1. Gene Ontology annotation, cellular component: kinetochore; mitotic spindle; nuclear envelope. The record is from RefSeq and is a predicted model, not a curated record. Lineage: Eukaryota; Metazoa; Chordata; Actinopteri; Perciformes; Percidae. Bases 88 to 2277 code for a protein of 729 amino acids. The transcript is spliced from 21 exons. Gene Ontology annotation, biological process: mitotic spindle assembly checkpoint signaling; attachment of mitotic spindle microtubules to kinetochore.
ACUCUCGCGAUACAUCAGGAGGUCUCGCGAUAUUAGACGCAUCUCAUUCGAGCUAAACUGGAGGGAGUUCAGUGCUUGACUCUCCAAAUGGAUUUAGAGGAUGACACCACUGUGUUAACAACCUUGAAGUCCUUCAAUUCCUUCAUCAGCCACUCUAAUAAUGCUCCACAGAGGCUGUCCGAGCACUCAGCGGGGAAUGGAAACCUGCAGAGUCAGUACAAACGCAGCAUGGAGUUGCUGGAUGCAGCAGACAGAGUUCACUCCAAGAAUCGCUACCUUCAGUUGGACCAGGAGAAGAAGCGGAUGGAGCUGAGUCACAAGCGAGCUCGAUUUGAACUGGAGAAGGCUGCUUCUGACAGCGCACGAGACUUUGAGCAUGAGGUUGACCGGAACCAGGACCUCUUGGGGCAAAUAAAAAAGUUGGGGGAGAGAGAGACUGAUGCAGCUAAGAACCUAUCAGAACAGGUGGAGUUAAAUUGUGCUCUCCGUCAGAACCUGAAGGCCCUGAACAGGAAACUGGAGGAGCGAGACACAAGACUGAACACUGCUAGCCAGACCAUCAGUUCUUUGAAGGAUGAGAUCAGAGAGCUGAAGCAGAAGAUUCAAAACCAAGACUCGACAACUUCUUCUCAAGCCCUUGAAAGGCAGGAACUGCAGGAACAGUUAGAUUUGCAACGCAGGAAGUAUCAGGAAGUCUCUCAGCUUUGCCAAAGUCUCCAAGCUGCCCAGUCCUCCUGCUCGGAGCACAUCAUCAAGAUAAAGGAGUUGGAGAGGUGUCUCACCCUCCAGGAGCAAGACAUCGCCAUUGUGAAGACUAUCAAGUCUGAGGCGGCCAAGGUUCCAGACCUGGAAAAGGAGUUGAAGUGCCUCAGAGAAGAUAAUGCCUUUCUCAGGGAGAGCAGGGAGAACUGCAGCCUGUUGAAAGAGGAGGCGGAGGGGCUGAGGAGGAAGCUGGAGAGGAUGCAGAAAACGAAAGAAGAGCUGGUUAAUAUUGAACUGGAGAAGGAGAGGAUGGCAGAGAAGCUCCAAGCCUGGGAAAACCUUGGGCAAUCUACUGGACUCAACAUAAGGAAACCCGAGGAUCUGUCCAGGGAGGUGAUUCAGAUCCAGCAGAGAGAAAUUGCUCUAAAAGAGCAGAACUACAAUCUCAACAGCCGUGUGAGGAGUGUGGAGCGUUCGCAGUCUGAGCUCUGUGCAGAGCUGUCCCAGCAGCGCAGCAAGACCCUGGAGGAGCAGAAGAAGAGGGAGACACAGGACGCUCUUGUCCGUCGACUACAGAAGAGAGUGCUGUUAUUAACCAAGGAGCGUGACGGAAUGCGUGCCAUACUAGAGUCCUAUGACAGCGAGUUGGCACCUUCUGAAUACUCUCCUCAACUCAGCAAACGGCUCAGAGAGGCAGAGGACAUACUGCAGAAGACACAGAACCACAAUGCAGAGAUGGAGGGACAGUUGACCAAAGCACAAGAAGAGACCGGGACUCUGAAACUGCAGCUGCAAACUGUGGAGCUGGAGCUGGACUCUCUAAAGAAGCACCAGGCCUCUGCUGCUGACAGCAACUCUUUGGUGAACAAAGAAGAGGUCAGCAUACUCAGGCAGAGCUUAUUUAAUCUUGAGGCAGCAAGAUCGAGGGUAGAGGAGCAAAAUAGUUUUUUGCUUUGUAGACUAAAACAACAUAAACUGAUCUUUAUCUUUCUGUCUCAGGGAGACUAUGAUCCCGUCAAAACCCGAGUUCUCCACUUCAAAAUGAACCCUACCUCUGUUGCCAAGCAACAGCGCCAGCAGGAUGUUGAGGCUCUUCAGGAGGAAGUGACACGUCUCAGGGAGCUCGUGCGCUCGUUGCAGGAUGGAGGUGCCAUGGUCCAUUCACAAGACGACUCAAGUAUGCACGCCCCCAGCCUUGGCCUCAGUUUUCCGCCAUCAAAGGAGGUGCUGGAUUUACGUAAGCAGAUGGAGAGCUCAGAGCUCCGGAACCAGAGGCUGAAGGAGGUGUUUCAGAGGAAAAUUCAGGAGUUCCGCACAGUCUGCUACGUCCUGACCGGCUAUCAGAUGGAUAUCACCACAGAAAACCAGUACAGGCUCACCUCAGUAUAUGCAGAGCACAUGGACGACUCCUUGCUCUUCAAAAAGGGCUCCAAUGGAAGCAUGCAGCUCAUGGAGACAGAGUUUUCAAAAACUUUGGGCGAGAUGGUGGCCCUUCAUCUGCAUCACCAGAUGAGCAUCCCAGCAUUCCUCUCUGCUGUGACCCUCGACCUCUUUAGCCGACAAACCGUGAUCUGAAGUAACUUGACACCAACUCUAUCACACAGCUGAUGCAUUUGGGAUGGUAUUAGUUUUCUUUUCAAUUUCCUGUUUUUUUUGCUCUCUUUCUUGCUAUUUUUCUGUCUCAUAGGCUAUUCACCGAGUUCUCUCAACAGCUUGAUAUAGAAGUAGUGUAGUCAGUGCUGUGUUGUGGAAGAUGAACUCCGUGUUUGAUGAAAUACUUCUAUCUUGCUAAGAAAGCAACUUGGUCUCCCUAUUUGUACGCUGAAUAUUUCAUCAAUGAAACUUUGAGAAAUACCUUUUUCUUAACAGGACGAAGUUGUUAUUAAAAUGCCACACAAAAACCACUAAAAUUUUGAUUUGGAGCAUGUUUUUUUACAUUGGAAGUUUGAAGCACACUCCCCACCAAGUUCAGUACACACAGUGUGGAGAAAGGUUUAUGUGGUUCUCUGGAUCUGUAGUAGAUGCAUGUUGCGUGGUCUUUACCAAGACUGCAUCUUUGUUGACUCUUUUUAUUCUGCUUUUUGUCUCCUCUCUCUUGGGGAUUUAUUUAAAACGUUUUACACCAAUGUUUUGUGGUAACAGCUAUUCCACGCCGAUCCAAUUUAAAUACAAGAUCUGUGGAUUUUUCUUUCCUUUUUUUCAUUCAAGUCCUGGGAUGUAUUAAAAUUAGAUUUUGGAUUUAGUGUUAAUCAGAAUCUAAUUUAGUCAUGCCAUAUGUAUGAAUUGUUUGUUUUUAAUUAUUAUUGAACUAUAAUUUGAAUUCAUGAUUAUGUGUUUGAAUUGAAGAUAAUGUCUAAACUCAAAUUCCCUGCACUCAUCUCUCUCUGGGUCCUUUCUGUUAGAAAAGGGAAUAAUUGCAGAGGUGACAAAAAAACGGAGAAUACGGAGAUAAACAUUCAAAAUUUGGACUACCAUGUGAUCCUAAGACCACAGAGUGUAUAAGCGCAAUAGGGAGUAGAGAGAUGGUUGUGGAUGUGGAUCUAUUACAAGCCCUGUUGCCCUCAGUAAGCUGUUUUCUUCAUUCAUUUAAAAUGGAGAAAACUAAACAAAUAAUCAUGACACCAAACCAUUUGAGAUGUAGUCUCGCAUAGCCAAACCUACUUCAGCGCUGUGGAGAUAGAUCUGGCUGAUCCCAUUAUCAUUCUGCUGUAGGGGAAAAAAACAGACUCUGGCUUGUUUGCAUUUCUUUGAACCAAUCACAAUCGUCUUGGGUGGUGCUAAGGCCCGGAUGCAGUGACGGUGCCCUUGCGGUAAAAGCUAGCGGAAAGGGGGAGAAGAAUGCCGCUUAAACCCACAGUCUACAUCCGGAUGAGUCAGACUAUAUGAGAAGUUAAUUGUUUUAAGUCAUUUUAAAUAUUAUAGAUAGCAAACAGCCUUACCUUUCACCUUUUUUUAAAAAUGCAACUGCUUUACGAUAACAUUACUGCAACAACACACGUUAGCUUGUCACUCAUGUUAGUUUAGGAUUAGAUCACGUGGGUUGUGUUUGAAUUGAUUGGAGUGGAACAACACUUGAGUUCUCAGGUUUUGAAUCUUUUUAAUUUUUUUUUUUUUUUUAAUCACAGGGUUUUAAACUAUAUACAUAUUUUUAGUUUCCUCUCCUGAAAUGCUUCAUACACAUUAUUAAUAGUAGCAGAUCCCCCAGGAUUCUUUAACGUGAAUGUUAACAUUUGUUUUGUAACCUUUUAUAAUGCAGAAAGAAAUCUUUGGAUAUUAAUCUAAUUUGAAUGACCUUUGAGUUCCUCCUGUUAUGAAUUUGGUUAACGAUCAUGCCCGUGUGUGUCGGUGCGAGUACGAACACGAGAUAACACGAGGCAAAUUUCUAGGCAGCAAUAACAAGAAAUGGCAGAAAUAAACAUGGGGUAUAGAGGAAGCAAGGAAACAAUCCAAUAAAACUGAGAAACAAAAGGAAGCGAGCUAAGAAUAAAGCCACUUAUCACAGCAACAAACAUGAGAACUCCAGCUGGUGCAGCCAUAUGUCUCAUGAGAAAACAUAUUCUCCUGUACAGUACAUGCCACAAACUGUCCUUGGUUCUUUCUUUUUUUACAUUCAUUUUCACAACACAGCACAUCUCCUCCACACCCCACCGCUCUCACCUAGAGGUAAUAUUUUAGAGUGUUUCAUAUAAGCUGUGUAAUACAUACAGCACUGUAGUAUACAGUGUUCUCAUUCAGGCAGUGUGUGCUGUUCUGUGGCUUUAUUGCUAUUGUCCACAUCCAAUAAAAAUGACUGUACCUCUUCACUGUUUUAAAUUUGAAAUGCAAAUGUAAUCAAUAAAGCGUAUAUGUGACUGACCGUUGACAAUUUGA